AUGAACUGUGGAAUGUAUUUCUACCAUUAUGGAUUGACGAUAUCGUGUGCUUGCACAGAGCGUAAUGGUACCGAAAGUGAAUGCGUCCAGCUAGGAACAGGUUAUUCCCGUCCAAUUGCUCACCGGCACAUUGACUUUUACGGGUACCUGAAGCUCCACGCUGUGCCUGUCUUUGACACGAAGAAGACUAAUCGAACGGAGCGAAGCAAUCUCUUAUCAACUCCGGAAAGAGCCGAAGAAGUCGAGUCGACCAUAAUGAGAUCCCCUUCUGAAUACAGCGACGGGACUCGACGAACACCUCUAGUCAACGACGAAGAGGAUGACGACGAGCCGGCCUAUGCUCGAGUUUUUCGGAGCAUAGAUCGUAGAGGCUCAGUAGCCUCUGUCCAAGUUGGUAGUGGAAACGCACAGGAAGAACGGUGGGGUAGAAGAGAGCUUAUAUCCUUUCUUGAGAUGAUGGAACACCUCGAAGAGCAUCUACUGUUCGGUCACCCACCUGGAGAAUCGUCUCCCUACUCGUCUUCUCAAAUGAGACCUGGUAGUGAGUUUGGUUCUACCACAGUGAUUCGACCACCUUGUCCACCAACACCUGGACCUGGGUCUUUACCUUAUCCGCGACCACUACCAACUUCUACUGGAUUUCCGCCGUUGAACUUCCCAUAUGGGCCAUAUCAAAAUUACUCCUUACCAUAUUUCAUGGGAGGACCAGCAGGGCAGUGCUAUGGUACUGUGUUGUGUUUUCUGUACUUUUUUAUGUUCAAACAUACGAUUGAUCCUAUGCAGUUGUGGCCUCCAGGAGUCCUACCAUUUACGACAAUGCCAAACCCGCAGACACCACACCCUGAUCGAUCUGGUUCAAGCACAACGUCGACAGCGCAACUAAAUCCAACGAGAACUCCGGCACGGAAUCCGCCUGAGCGCAAGGGUGGCACGAAAUUCGUGGAAACCCUUCCAAAUACGACUCCAAUGAAGCCUGAAGUUCUGACGCCAAGGAGAAGGCGGCGGACGUCACGACGUGAGGGUUCUAAUUCAAAUUAA
Messenger RNA from Angiostrongylus costaricensis, 1038 nucleotides. The record is from the annotation of a GenBank genome assembly. Lineage: Eukaryota; Metazoa; Nematoda; Chromadorea; Rhabditida; Metastrongylidae.